AGAAGAGCACAAAAACAAAUAUGGCUGCUUCCAGGGACAGCUCACACGCUUCAGAGAAACGCGAUUUGUGGCGUGUUUGAGGUAAAACGUAUACGGAUAUUUUAAAUCCUUAUUAAAGCAGACGUGUGUAUUAAUAGCAGGAUGGCUACACCGGGGCAGAAAGCCACGAAAAAGGAGAAAAAGAAACCUCUCCCAGUGAAAACGUGCCUCGGCAACCCGUACGACUUAAAGUGGAAGCCGUUAGAGAAGGGCCAGGCCAGAUUCAUCCUGAAAACCGUGACCGAGAAACUCAGCUCGCUCGAUCUCCGGAAACAGCACGGAAAGGUUUUCCGCAAGUGGCGAAGAAAGCGCAAGGACAAGAAGGAAAACCAGGAAUCGAUGGACACCGCUGAACCGACACAGAAGUCGGAUGAACGAUGCUGGACCGAUAAGCGCCUGAGGAACGAGCUCGCCAUCGGCAUCAACGAGGUGACGAAAGGUCUGGAGAGGAACGAGCUCGGCCUGGUGCUCGUGUGCGACUCGGUGAAACCCGCUCACAUGACCAGCCACCUCAUAUCCCUGAGCCAAACCCGCGCGGUACCUGCGUGCCAGGUCCCGGGUCUGAGUGCGGGUCUCGCGGGAGCGCUCGGGCUCGGCAGCGUCCUCGCGCUCGGCUUUAAGCGGCAGAGUGGCACGUUCGCGGACACGGUGGAGGCCCUCGCGGCCAAAACGCCCCCGCUGGCUGUGGCUUGGGUGCCUCCAGGGGCCCGUGUGUCCAAAUCAAAACGGGUUGAAAUGUCAGAAGAAACCAAGCAGGAACAUGAGGAGGAGAAACUGGGUAGAGGGAGAAAAAGGAGACUGGAGGAUUGCCUUGAAGUUCAGGACCCGGUGAUUUCACUGCAACCUCUUAAAGUAAAGAAAAUUAUCCCAAAUCCUUUAAAAAUCCGUAAAACCAAGCAGAAGAAAGCAAAACAAAAGUGAGCACGUGGACAAACUGCAACAAUGCCCCCUUAUUCCCUUGAAACAUCUAAUGCAUGAUGGUCACAAUUUCAUUUUGCUCACAAAAGUGGUAAAGCAGGUGAAAAAAAUUACUGAAAUUGGUGCAGUUGAUUUUUUUUUUUUACAUGUCUCAUAAUUAAAGGCACCCCCUAACCAGUCCACCAUGCACAUCAUUACAUAUGGACCACUGGGUAAAUCAGUGGAGAGAUUGAGUAAAUGAGAGUUGUUACAGGUUUCAGAUGAUUUUUAUUUUAUUCAAAUUUAUCCAUGCUGGUAUUCAUUAAUGCAUCUUUCAUGAUCAGAUAUCUUGGUGGCCACCGUGUUUGACAUGGUGCUGGUAUACAAUUGAUCUUUUUCAGUUCGUUUCAUAGUUCACACAACCUGCAAAUGGAGUUUAAUAAAAAUCUUCAGAGAAA
This is a messenger RNA of Silurus meridionalis, 1394 nucleotides long. RefSeq names its product ribonuclease P/MRP 38 subunit (gene rpp38). Lineage: Eukaryota; Metazoa; Chordata; Actinopteri; Siluriformes; Siluridae. Gene Ontology annotation, cellular component: fibrillar center; nucleolar ribonuclease P complex; ribonuclease MRP complex. The record is from RefSeq and is a predicted model, not a curated record. Gene Ontology annotation, biological process: tRNA 5'-leader removal. The transcript has a single exon. Bases 142 to 960 code for a protein of 272 amino acids. Gene Ontology annotation, molecular function: ribonuclease P RNA binding; ribonuclease P activity.